Molecule: messenger RNA, 1484 nt
Organism: Bombina bombina (fire-bellied toad)
Lineage: Eukaryota; Metazoa; Chordata; Amphibia; Anura; Bombinatoridae
Gene: MIF4GD
Product: MIF4G domain containing
Exons: 6
Coding region: 195-863 (222 amino acids)
Biological process (GO): regulation of translational initiation
Cellular component (GO): cytosol
Molecular function (GO): translation activator activity; protein binding; RNA binding
Source: RefSeq, a predicted model, not a curated record
UCAUUUGAACGAUAGUUGUCGCUGUAACGUUGUGUCUUUGCGGCCUGUUCCUUUUGGAGCCGGGGCCUGGGCUGGGAUUUCCCCCCCUAUAAGAACCUGCUACUUGCCGACUGGAAUGAAGCAGAGCUGAGUUACUACUAUAACCCGGAACAGGCUUCUUUGCAGAACAUUGGCUGACUUCCACAGUGUAUAGAAUGGGGGACUCAGACCGAGAAGAUUACAAGAUACAGGAGUUUGAUACGGACACUCAGAACCUUCUCAAGACUGCUCUUAAAGAUCCUGGCAAGGUGGACCUGGAAAAAGUGUCUAAUGUGAUUGUGGAGCAGUCUUUGAGAGACGCCACAUUCAGCAAAGAGGCAGGACGAAUGUGUUACACUAUUAUCCAGGCAGAAAGCAAGCAGACUGGACGCAGCAUAUUUCGCUCAGGGCUCCUAAACCGGCUGCAGAUUGAGUAUCGGAAUCGGGAGGAGAUUCGAGCUCGCUCGGUGCAGGAGUGGGUGUGUUACGUCAGCUUCAUCUGCAAUGUCUUUGACUAUUUGAGGGUAAAUAAUAUGCCAAUGUUGGCAUUGGUUAACCCUGUAUAUGACUGCCUGUUUGAGUUGGCACAGCCUGACAGUUUGACCAGGGAUGAAGAGGUGGACUGCCUGGUGGUGCAGCUGCAUCGUGUCGGGGAGCAGCUGGAGAACAUGAACGCUCAGCGUAUGGAUGAUCUCUUCUUUCUGCUCAGGGACAGCUUCCUCUUGGAGAGCAGAUUAAGCUCCCUGGCUCAGCUUUUACUGCUUGAAAUGAUCGAGUUUCGGGCAGCUGGCUGGAAAACGACAGACGCUGCACACAAAUAUUAUUAUAGCGAGAUGCCCGACUAAACAGGAUUUUAACAUCCUCUUGCAUUGUGGGUGCUAUGUACUUCGCCGCAGUAUUUGCAAUAUAUUAAACAACUUUGGGAUUUAUAACGGAGCUUUCUCUCCAAGAAAUCAACUUUGGUAAUGAGCUUAGUUGUUUUUCUAUAGAGUAUAUUGAGGUGCUGAAAUUUUUCUCUCUUCUGGACUAUAACCUAGAGUUUGUUACCUAAGCAUAAAAUGCUCAGAAUCGCACACAUUUAUCUAGAUUUCCUUGUGCAAUUGGCAUUUGAAGAUACAGGAAAAGAAUAAUUGGGCUUACGCUGUUUUUAAACAUUUUCCAAAAACUGGUGAGGCUAAGGGAAGAGGAGUGUGUGUAUUAUCCCCAAAUAUCACACUCACAGUCUUGGACUUUAGCAGAGAUGUAAAAAUCCUCACAUGCUAAACCUACGCGUUUCGAUCAAUUAUACCAAACUUCUACAGGAAUUAAAUCUAGACCUUUUUCUGAUCGUUGACCUGGUUUGACACUGACUGUUUUAUUACACCUCUCUUUUUUGUGCUGGAAUUUUAUGCAGAUACUUUGUUGUUUUUUGGUUUACAGACAAAUGUUUUUAUGAUCAAAACAUUUUAAUAAAUACAUUUUUAUCA